AUGCCAAGUCUCCCAAGUCAGUCCCACCCUCCCUUGUAUUUCCAGCUCGGCCAAAGCUGUAUAUAACUUGCCUACAGCCAGCUGAGCUCCCCAUCGAUCCUGUCCUGUCCAGCAAGGGAGACCUGGACUGGAGGAGGAGGACCUACCUACCCGGCCUCCAGCUCUCUCGUCUCUUCCUCCUCCUCCUCGAAGCUCCGAUCCGAUCCCCCAAUGUCUGACAGCAGUCCAGCUCCCGGCGCCUACUACUCCGGCCCUCCCGCCGCGCCGCCGCCCGAGUCUAAGCCCGUUGACGGCGGCCAGGUCAACGCCGAUGUUCCUGGCUACUACUCCUCCGUCCCUGCUGCGAAAUCUGGCGCCGGCGGCCAGGGCAGCUCCGCUGCUCCUAAGGAAUCGGGCUUCUUCGCCAGCUGUUGUGGGUGCUUCUCUGGCGGCGAAACCGCGAGAUAGAUAGAUUCAGUGUUGGACCGAGGACCAUGGAUGGAUGGAUGGAACAUGCAUGCCCAGUGAUUGUUUGCGCCGAUGAAAGUUCAAUUUGUCCGGAUUUAUUUUCUCUGAAAUAGUAUAUGUUUUUUUUCUCCAUCGGUGAGCCGGUGAUCUUGUCAAUUUGUACAAUAAUCAUUAUAUGCAACCAACUGUGCUUUAAUUUGCUCUGAUAUCAAAA
Messenger RNA from Zea mays, 661 nucleotides. RefSeq lists its product as uncharacterized. The coding region runs from base 211 to 447 and encodes 78 amino acids. NCBI's taxonomy places the organism in Eukaryota, Viridiplantae, Streptophyta, Magnoliopsida, Poales, Poaceae. The transcript is spliced from 4 exons. The record is from RefSeq and is marked validated.